Anisakis simplex (herring worm) is the source of this 231-nucleotide messenger RNA. Lineage: Eukaryota; Metazoa; Nematoda; Chromadorea; Rhabditida; Anisakidae. The record is from the annotation of a GenBank genome assembly.
AUGGAAGCUGCAUCAUCCGAAGAUGAAAACGACAAUUCGCCAAGCAGUAAAUCAGCAUCACCUCCGCCGUCAAAAUCGUCGAGCUCUAAUUGUAAGAAAUCGGAUAGAGGUGUUAAUAUCGAAUCAAUUCAGCAGCCGGAAAAAGUCAGUUUAAUUUCAAUGGCUUCCACGUCCUAUCCAGUUAGGAUACAUCGUCAGUUUCAGCCCAGUACAGUCACAACCAUACGCUGA